AUGGUCCGCAAACAUUUUGACUCGACAACCUACCCGAGCAGCGACGCCAUCUGCGGCGGGGGCGGCGCCGGCGGCGGUGUGGGGGUGGCCUGCCCCCAACCAGCGUCCCCAUGCGGGUCCCCGCCGCCCCCCGGCUCCCCGGGCAACAACAGCAGCACGGCCAGCACCAUCAAGUCGUCAUCCUUCUCCGCGUCGCCGCCCGGCUCCAUGGCGCGGCUGUACGCCGCCUCCAGUGGCCAGCAGCAACAACAGCAGCACCUCAGGGUCACCGGGGCGCGCCUCGCCGCCUUCCGCCGCAACAGCAGCGUGAGGAUCCGGCGGCGCAGCAGCAGCGACAGCGGGAGCGGCACGGCGAUGCUGGGUCCAGGAGCUGUGUCUGGUGGGGGCGGUGAGUCCGCGGGGGGCAGUGGAGGCGGCGGAGGCGGCGGCGGCGGCGGCGGUGGAGACAAGUCUCCGUCGCCCACGUACGAGGACAACGGCGGCGGCGCUGCAGCCUCCGGGGGCGGCGCUGCCUGUGGAACUGGGGGCGGCAGCGGCCGGCCCAAGCUCAUCUCUCGCAUGGGCAAGCGCAACAUCAAGUCCCAGGUGAAGCGGUUCCGCAUGGAGACGAAGGCUGCGAAGACGCUGGGGAUCAUCGUGGGCGGCUUCAUCGUGUGCUGGCUGCCGUUCUUCACGAUGUACGUGGUGCGCGCCUUCUGCACCGACGCCGAGUGCAUCCCGGCGCCGGUCUUCUCCGUGCUCUUCUGGCUCGGCUACUGCAACUCCGCCAUCAACCCCUGCAUAUACGCACUCUUCUCCAGAGACUUCAGGUGCGUGCGCCGUCAAUGGAGCAAUUCUCCGAAGGAGAAAUCCAUACAUAAGAUCAAAAAUGGCUGCUACGAGCAACACCAGCAGCCGAGGCGAGUGUACCGGGUGCCGGAGAGUGACUGA
Schistocerca piceifrons (Central American locust) is the source of this 930-nucleotide messenger RNA. RefSeq names its product 5-hydroxytryptamine receptor 1A-like. NCBI's taxonomy places the organism in Eukaryota, Metazoa, Arthropoda, Insecta, Orthoptera, Acrididae. Gene Ontology annotation, biological process: adenylate cyclase-activating adrenergic receptor signaling pathway. The record is from RefSeq and is a predicted model, not a curated record. The transcript has 5 exons. Gene Ontology annotation, cellular component: membrane. Bases 1 to 930 code for a protein of 309 amino acids. Gene Ontology annotation, molecular function: G protein-coupled amine receptor activity.